Molecule: messenger RNA, 3860 nt
Organism: Cadophora gregata
Lineage: Eukaryota; Fungi; Ascomycota; Leotiomycetes; Helotiales; Ploettnerulaceae
Exons: 1
Coding region: 103-2922 (939 amino acids)
Biological process (GO): ubiquitin-dependent protein catabolic process
Cellular component (GO): anaphase-promoting complex
Molecular function (GO): ubiquitin protein ligase binding
Source: RefSeq, a predicted model, not a curated record
AAUAGCAGCGUCUCGAAGGGCCAUGUAAGCUGCUCUCUUGCCAACCCGUUCUGGAGGUACUUGGUUCAGGAUACAUAAUACGACAGGUCUUGUAUCUUCAAGAUGCCAGGACGAACCCUCACUCAACGAAAACGACGCGUUUUCGACUCUGUUUUCGGUGGGGCGAAUAUUUCUCUUCCAACACCAGUUGCGACUCCAGCUACUGGCUUCACAAUUUCUGGCCAGGCGUUUGGAGCACUCCCACCUAUUCAUUACGACAAAGAAACAUUUCAAUCAUCGGAUAAUAAACGAUCACAUGCAUCCAAAGCACUAUCAUCAGAUCCAUCCGAUCAUAUUCAAGACCAGGUUCGCUGGGAUCGAUCAUGGCAUCUUGUCACCGAAACCCUGUCUCUUCCUGACUUCCCCGUGAAUAGAGCCGUGCUCGAACCUCUUAGACCGGAACGACAAUUAAUGGACUCGGAUUUCUACAGUGCUCUCAAAGAUGUUCUUUAUCCUCGAAUCUACGUCCCUUGUGCUCGUCAAACAGAGGAUCUCGUUGACUGGCACACAAUUCAAGUACGAUACCAUUUCCUGCAGCAUGUUCUUCCUAUGAUACUCCAUUUGCGAGAGCAUGAAGACGCAGCGGCAAUACUGCUCAAAUCCAUCAAAUAUCUCGAGGCCGCACAACGGCAUUAUAACCACGGUCUUUCAUUCGUUAAGGAACAGCUGGAUUUAUCUUCACCUGAAACUUCAGGGCCAGUUAUGGCAAGAUUUCGCCGAGAUCUCGACGCGAUUGUCAGCAAUUCGCUCAUGGAGCCAUUAUCGGUCGCUUUGAAGGUGGUUUUCAAACGACACGUGUUUUCAAUUCUCGGUCUUCCACAGAAUUAUGAUGAUUGGACUGCGGCGACAAUACUUCCCGAAAAUUCUGCAACUGAAAAGUCACGCCGAGAAGUUCUUUGUUUAGUUGAGUCUUUCAGAAAGGUUGGAUUGGCAGGUGAGAGAUUUCAGGUGUACUUUGCUGAGAUCAUGAACACUGCAAUGAUGGAUUAUGUCUACCGAGGCUGCAAAGGUAUCUGGACUCUGGAGGAUAUGUCGGAAGUGCUUCGAGACAAACACGGAGCUUCCUCAUCCGUAGAUCGAACCUCAAUUUUGCCACGGACGGCCCACAACUUAUCUCCGUCUACGUGUGUCACAAAUUUGUGUGGCUGGAUUGAGAAUAGAUAUGCCAAACUUGCUGUCCAGGUUCUUAACAUGGUAGGCACCAGAUCAGUAUCUUGGACUGACAAAGAGAAGUUCAAGGAGAUGAGUAUUGGUCGUCUAGCAGAACUUCGAACGAAAGAGUUAUUCGACAUUGUGGGAGACUGGCCGGACAGUAAUGGAGCCUUGGACGAUCUUCGCACUGCCAUUACGACGCCGCAAAGGCGUUUAAAACUGACAGAAGUUUUUGCUGCACGGCUGGGAGGGAGGCUCUUGCACCCGGGCACCUCGACCCUGCAGAUUUUGCAGACCUACAUCUCUAUAAUCUGGUCUUUCCAUUCCCUGGAUCAUUCCAAAGUUCUACUGGAUCGAGUAGCAUAUCCACUACAGUUGUACUUGUGCUCGAGAGAGGAUACAGUUCGAAUCAUCAUUGCCGGUUUGCUGUCAGACACUGAGGGUGCACAAGGGAAUCCAAUCACGUCUGCAAGCGAUAAGUUGGUGGAGCUGGCACAGCUCUUAAAUCAUGGCUCGGACCAGGUCGGUAAACGGGCAAACGAUGAAGAGCUUGACUGGCAUGAUAUGGAUUGGGUACCUGACCCAGUUGAUGCUGGUCCUGGUUACAAACGAUCAAAGAACGCCGAUAUCAUCGGAACUCUGAUUGGAGCACUUGGUUCCCAAGAUGUAUUUAUUAAGGAAUUCCAAAGUAUGAUUAGCGAAAAUCUGCUGAAGCAUGAUGGAAAUUUUGAAAAGGAGGUCGGCUUCCUAGCCACAUUCUGCUGCAUUGGGACUAACAACAUAUUCCAGAUCAAAGUAGUCGAGCUCUUGAAAAAUCGGUUUGGAGAAGCGCCUUUACAAGCCUGCGAGGUCAUGCUCAAGGACAUCCAAGACUCCAGCAGAGUCAAUGGCAUCAUCAGGAGAAACCAGAAUUUGGACCCUAGUGAACAUGGGAUCUUUACAGCUACAUCAAAGACGGAUCUGACGGAUGUCGGCUCAACUCCGGAAGGUCUCUUCAAGCCUUCAUUGCACGCAAAGAUCUUAUCCAGGCUAUUUUGGCCUCAGCUACCCGAGGAAAGCUAUCUUAUCCCGAAGAGUAUCACGGAGCUUCAGAAUAGAUACGAGAAAGGGUUUGAAUCUCUCAAAGCCGCCCGCAAACUGACUUGGCUUCAUGUUUUAGGCCAUGCCACAGUUGAAUUGGAACUCGAGGAUCGAACGAUCGUUGAGGAGGUUCAGACGUGGCAAGCGACCGUUAUCUGGGCUUUUCAGAACGCUGAAGUGGAGGAGAAAUACCCGCACAGGAGUGUACAGGGGCUGGUAGACAGUCUUGAAAUGGAUGAGUCGCUUGUUCGAAGCGCGUUGAAAUUUUGGGUCAACAAGCUCGUGCUACAUGAAAUCUCUCCCAAUAAAUUUGCUGUUCUCGAAACGCUGAACAAAGAAGAUCGCGCCCGGUCAAACGCACAAGCAACCGCUUCCGCUAUGGCAGGUGGAAACGGAAGCGUUGAUGAUAUUGGGUUUGCGGCAGAUGGGGCCAUUGGGAAGGAGAAGAUGGGUAUCUACUGGCAGUUCAUCCAGGGCAUGCUAAAGAAUAGUUCAAGCCAGAUGCCGCUGCAGAAGAUUGCGAUGAUGUUGAAAAUGCUUAUCUCGGAUGGAUUUCCCUACAGCAAUGAGGAACUGCAGGAAUUCUUGGGCCUGAAGGUUGCAGAUGGGAGUUUGGAGUUUGCUGGCGGGAAAUAUAGACUUAAGAAAUAAUGGACUGUCCGUUGGUUUCUGUCGAUUCUGGUCAUGCUCAACAGGAUGCGUGGAAGGAGACGAGCCAGGGAUAAUAAGUAGCAAGACACUGCAUAAGAAGCCUAGGUGCAUAUUAAAUCCAAGUCUUGACGAUGUGAAAACGUCAAGCAUCAGACACCUCCGAAGUGACAAUUCUUCCUUCGUCACGGCACCGUAGGCGAUACGAUACUGCAGACCCCCUUGACCGGUUCGUGCCUUAUUUGGGCACGUCUGUGGCACAGCGACCAGACAAUAAUUGCAACUUGCAGGCACGUCUGGAGUUACCUGGUUGGCUGUUCGGAAGAGGAGCGGGGCGGAUGGAGGACAAGGGCAAUGGAAGGCAAGAGUCGUUACCCAGGUACCUUGGGCAAGGGGAUGGAAUGCGUACAGAAGGGAGGAAUUACUUGGUGUUAGGGGUCUGAGACCAAACGGUCUACCAGGGCCGGUCCAGGUUGUUUGUUUGUGCUGUGUCAAGCAUAUUUCAGUGCUGAACAGUGGACAGAGAGAGUGUGUGGAGACUCUGGAACCACCUGCUCCAGCGAGCCUCUCGCACGGACGGAGACGAGAAAGUGGCCGGCGAGACCGUACCAGAUGACUUGAAGUUGGUGGAUGUGGAUUGGAUGGGUGAGUGAAUGGAAAAGAAUGGGUCAGAGUAGAAAUCGGUAAAAGCAAGUACAUGUAAGUAAGGGAAUUCAUGCAUUGUUACGACUGCAAUAAUGCCCGUCUUUCCCUUCUUUCUCCCUUCACCGCCAGAAGAUGGACUGGUGAGUUUGGUGUCAGAGCAGGUUGCAGGUAGACAUGUCCUAAUCAAGAUAAGGGUUGAGGGCUGACGGGAGUGGCGGAAGAGCGCAAAAAGGCUGGGACAAUGAGAAGAGGAUACUCCGAAGGAUGCAAUAAGGACGAGAACAAGGUGAACAGGG